Colias croceus (clouded yellow) is the source of this 5331-nucleotide messenger RNA. RefSeq names its product transcriptional activator cubitus interruptus (gene ci). NCBI's taxonomy places the organism in Eukaryota, Metazoa, Arthropoda, Insecta, Lepidoptera, Pieridae. The transcript is spliced from 20 exons. The record is from RefSeq and is a predicted model, not a curated record. Gene Ontology annotation, molecular function: DNA-binding transcription factor activity, RNA polymerase II-specific; RNA polymerase II cis-regulatory region sequence-specific DNA binding. Bases 371 to 4939 code for a protein of 1522 amino acids. Gene Ontology annotation, cellular component: nucleus. Gene Ontology annotation, biological process: regulation of transcription by RNA polymerase II.
UCCCGCUAAUAUUAUCGGCACCGCGCCGGUGUCGGACGUCGCUGCGUUAUUUUUUCUCCCGAAACUUUUUAAUAAACAAACGUUUAUUUAUCAUCGUGAUCUGUGACUUUUAUGCGAUAGUGUUUGACAGUUGGAUGUUUAAUGAAAUUUUAUGUGCUAAAUUAAUUGACAAGUGUGUGUGUUGUGUUGCGAAUGGAUUGCUGGCGUUGCAUUUAGUGUAAUGAUUUAAUUAGUGACAAGUGACAAAAUGCCAACCCGUAUCGACCGCGCCACAACAUUAUAGCGCAACAAUGACGGGAACAGAAGCGAGAGUGGAGAUGACUUGAUCGUGUUGUUUUUCCGUACAAACCAAUAAUGCCAGGACUCUAUAAUGCCUGACCGGGAGGCUGUCGGACCUGCGGGUAACGGUUUUCUGCCACUGCAGUUCCCGUCGGCGUUCGCUGCGUUCCAUGCGACUGCGCCAUCGCCGCCUGGUACCAUGCACCACGCUACGCACUACCAUCAUCAUGCUCAGUUAGCAGCAGCAGCAGCAGCAGCCGCUGGCGCCACCAGUGAGCUGAGCUACCUGGCUGCACUCCACCCCGCCUACCGACCAGUACCGUACGACCAUCCCCUGUAUGGGGCUAAUACUUUACGAGGUCUUGAAUACCUGAGUGCAGCACGUAGUCUUCAUCCAGAGCUACACGCGGGCAGUACGCUUGCAAGUCAAGAUUUUCAACUUAGUUUAGAAGGUUCAAGAAUAGCAUCACCAAACCGUCUCCGGCUUUCCGGGGGCGCUAUAAGUGCAUCAGCCAAUCGAAAACGGGCAGUAUCCUGGAGUCCCUACUCCGCUGAGUCCCUGGACCUGGCUGCAGUAAUCAGAGCGUCUCCAGCCAGCCUGGCAGUUAGAGCACCCUCUGCAGCGUCCACGGGAAGCUAUGGCCAUCUUAGCGCUGGUAAAUAUGGCUGUGCAAUAUCCCCCGCACUAUCCCUAUCGCACGCGUCGCUCGCGCAGCAGCUCCUUGCGAGAGGAGGUGUGGGGGGGAGCGGGGUGCUGCCCGCGGGGGUGCUGCUGGACCCCGCGCACCAGCAGGCGGCCGCUGCGGCUGCGCAUCAUGCGGCACACGCGCAUCUUGUUGCUGGUAUUCAUCGAUCUCACAUAUCAUCACCAACCCAGCUUCUCAUAGGGGCUCCAGUGGACGUCCGACCGGGCCUGGGGCUGGACAGCACCCCACCGCACAUGCAGCAGCAGGAAGUCACUAGUGUUAUGGAAGCUGAUAGCGCUUCAACAGCGCUAAAUCAGCGCAAAUCGCCCCAAAGCCUAAUGUCCCAUAGAGACAGUAUGCACAGCAACAAGCCGCUGAGCGCAGCCGCCGAAAGCACUGUACAUGAUGGAUUGGACUCUAAAGACGAACCAGGAGAUUUUAUUGAAACUAAUUGUCAUUGGGUGGAAUGCAAACUAGAGUUCCCAACCCAGGAUGAUCUUGUAAAGCACAUUAACACAGACCACAUCCACGCCAGUAAGAAGGCGUUCGUCUGCCGCUGGGUUGGAUGCUCUAGAGAUGAGAAACCGUUCAAAGCUCAGUACAUGCUGGUCGUGCAUAUGCGCAGACAUACUGGGGAGAAACCGCAUAAGUGUACAUUCGAAGGUUGCUGUAAAGCGUACUCUCGCCUAGAAAACUUGAAGACUCACUUACGGAGCCACACCGGGGAAAAGCCCUACACUUGCGAGUAUCCCGGAUGCGCGAAAGCCUUUUCCAAUGCAAGUGAUAGGGCUAAACAUCAAAAUAGAACACAUAGUAAUGAGAAACCAUAUGUAUGUAAAGCGCCUGGUUGCACAAAGAGGUACACCGACCCCUCAUCACUUAGAAAACACGUGAAGACAGUCCAUGGAGCCGAGUUUUAUGCCAGUAAAAAGCAUAAGGGUUGCAACCGUGGUGAUGACUCUGCAGAAUCAGGUGGAGGGGGAGCUGGAUCUUCCCCCCGGUCAGAGGAGGGCGGAGCUCCCCUGGGGGUGCGGCACACCUCUUCCGCGUCUGUCAAGAGCGAAAGUCCAGCAUCUCCACUACCCUUGGGGCUGCAUACUCCGGCUCAUCAGUUAUCAGCGCAAUGUGGGGGUGAAUUGGACUUCGGUGGUUCUGGCCUUGGAGGCUUUAGUGAUGAAAAUGGCGUCCCUUACUUCAGGCUAGAUGGAGAGGUGGAAGGCGAAGUAGUAGGGGAAGUAGGGCAACUCCCUCUAAUGCUGCGCGCUAUGGUGGCUAUCGGCUCUCCGCGCGCACACGCCGCACACGCCGCACACGCCGCACACGCCGCACAUGCGCCGCGCUUGCACAAGCUGCCGUUGGCGCGCUUCGUGCCGCUGCAGCCCGACGUCGGAGGCGGUGUGCCCGGUAGAACGGAGAUCGGUAGCACGAACGUGGCGGUAGAAUUGAAAACUGGGCUUCCCAAUACGAGGCGAGAUUCUGGAAUUUCUUCUGGUAGCAGCCUGUACAGUGCUAGAUCAUCCGACAUCUCCCGCAAGAGCAGCCAAGCGUCCGUAGUGUCGGGCGCGGUGGGUGCGGGCAGACCGCCUCCCGCUGUGUAUGAUCAGCUCUCGCCUGAUAGCAGCCGCAGAUCUAGUCAAGUAUCGUGUGUCGGUUACGCGCCGCCUCCAUCAUCAGCUCUCGCCGCAGUACAGGCAGUCAGAACCUCGCAAGGCAAUCAGGCUGUUCUCCUCCGUGGAGUAACCUGCACAGAAGUAAGGGCAGAAGAAUUAACCCUAGAGCUGGACCCCAACGUGCAAGUGAAAGAAGAAGCCAGAAGACUCUCAGAACAGUCCAACCUGAGCGACCAGCAGUACCAACCGUACCCUUGCAGUAAUGAUGAUGUGGGUGAUGUUCCAUUCCCGUUCAAGACAGAGGAAGACCAGGACGCCGUCAACUACAAGGAGUCCCGCUCCAACUCCACCACCACCGUGGUGAUCACCACUGCACAAGUUCACCAUCCCAACCAAGAGGUUAACCUGGAACAGGUUGCUGAAGGAGAAAUGGUGGAAAACAAGCUGGUGAUACCAGACGAAAUGAUGCAAUAUCUUAACCAAUCCAUAUUGGGCACCGACACGGCACCAGCUAACACCGACUCCAAGGAAGACAAGGAAGAAGACAGUGCAACCAAAGAGAACAUACCCACAGACAUUCAGAACGCAAACAAUUCCUCUGACAAAAUCAGUGAUGUCGCCACUAGUGACGAUUCUCUACUCAAAAAUCUUGGUGCCAUAGGUAGUGAUCUCAACAUAAGUGAUAUACAAGUCGAUUUAAGGUCAUUAGAUGUUAGUAUGUCUGGUAACAGCGGCUCUCUUUUAGCUAAAACGCCGGACGAUAAGAACCCGCCGUUGCAGGAACAAGUUAUUCCUGAAGUUGUUAAUGAGAAUUGUGAGAAAGAGUUUAAUUGUAAUAGACCACCAGCGAGUCAAGCUUCGAUACCGAGUAAUCCCUUACAAUCAUUGCAAUCCAUGACUGCGAAUCAAACAGAACAAUCCAAUAGGAUGCGAAUGAACAACCCCUUACCUCAAAAGCAGACAGCAGUUACAAAAACAAACGUACAGACAACUAUGAGUACGAAUCUCCCGCACGGCAUGUUAAGUCCGCAAAGUCUACCUCACAGUACGAUGAGUCCCCAGAGUGUGAUGAGUCCCCACAACAUGCCCAACAUUAUGAGUCCCAGUGCGUACAAUGUGAUGAGUCCCCAGAGCGUCAUGAGCGUCAUGUCCCCACAACACAACGCUAUGAGCCCGCAAAGCAUGCAGAGUUUAAUGAGUCCCCAAAUGCCGAACCAAAUGGUGAUGAGUCCCCGCCACAAUAACAUCGGCAGUCCGAUGUCGCAAAAUCUAAACAGUCCCAUGAUGAACAUGGCGAGUCCCAUGAGCCAUGGCAUGCCGAGUCCCAUGCACCCAGGGCUUCAAAGCCCUAUUACGAGUCCUAUGAUCCAAAACAUGACGAACAUGACCAUGAACAUGCCGUCUCCUCAAAAUCAGAACCAAAACGUCAUGAUGAAUAUGAACGCAAAUACUCCACAAAUGACACCUUACAACAAUCAGAGACAAAACUGCAAGAUGCCAAACAAAAACUACAACAAUGUUCCCAAACAGUAUCCUAACCAAAACUUUAACCAGGCAUACCCAAUGCAAAACCAAAUACCGCAGCAGAACAUGCAAUAUCCGAUGAUGCAACAAUUUAACCAGAACCAAAUGCAACAAAUGCCUAUACCACAAACGCAGAUCCAAUACAACAUGAACUAUCCCCAGAAUUACGUGCACCAGAAUAACCAGAUGCAUCCAAUGCAAAUGUCCAGAUCAUCUAUGAUGAGCGUAGAUAACAGCGGGAACAUGAGUAGAGGCGCUAUGAAUAGUUACUGCGAGAACCAAUGUCCACAGCAGAACAUGCAAUACAAUCAAAAUGUGCAAUACGCCCAACCACCUCCCUACAAUUCUGUGAACAACGUUAUGGGUCCACCACCCCCUAAAAAUAACCAAUACAACCAAUUCUACCCUCGAAACCAAUGGGAAUACAACCAAUACAACAAACAGAUGCAGAAAUCUAUGCAAAACUCGAUAAACAUGUCAACAGGCAGCCAAAAACCUGUCAACGGGAUGAGGUCCAUGAACCAAAUGAAGAACGACCAAACAGACUGUAGUAUGAACAGUUUGAGAAGCCAAAACCAACCGAGUGACGUCCAAGUGUGGGAUAUAUCCCAAUCUCAAAUAGACGCGUCAAACAACAGGAAAAAACAGAACAGCAUGCGACAGGACACGUAUCAAAGGACACUAGAAUAUGUGGAAAAUUGUGAAAAUUGGAAAAGUUCUGAAAUGGUGUCAAGCAGUACACAUCCUUUACAAGGCGGGGAUAACAUGGUUGUAAACGACUUGCAAACUUCGUUAUCUUCGUUUUACGAAGAGAAUCAAUAUUUACAAAUGAUACAAUAGUUUAUGAAAUUAAAUAUGUGUAGUUAUAUUUUGAAUGCAAUGAAUUUCUGUACAAUUUUACAUCUAGCAAUAUUGUUGUUUGAAAAAUAUGUCUAUGGUGCUAGUUAUGUCUUUGAAUAAAUUUUCCGCCUUUUAUAUUAAGCGAUUACAUUACAUAAAUGUUAUAAUACGCUUUUGUACACUAUAAAUAAAUACUACAUUAGAAAAUGAUCAAGUAAACUCAAAGUUUUUUAAGUUUACUUUUCAGAAAUAUUCAAUUUGUAUACAUUUCUUCUAUAGGUUUUUAAAAACGUUGACAUUUUAUUAUAAUGAUGAAUUUAUUUUGUAUUUCACGUCGUGCUAGCACAAGUUUAUCUAUACUAAUAUUAUAAAGCUGAAGAGUUUGUUUAUUU